AUGGCGGGUGUCGCUGCAGAGGACGUGGACAUGGUGGUGCUGGCGACGUCGACGCCCGACGACGCUUUUGGCAGCGCAUGCCAGGUCCAGGCAGCCAUCGGCGCCAAGAACGCGGUGGCCUUCGACCUGACCGCCGCCUGCAGCGGCUUCGUGCUGGCCCUUGUCACUGCGGCGCAGUUUGUCAACACCGGCGUCCGCAGGAACGUCCUGGUGGUCGGCGGGGACGCCAUGAGCCGCAUCGUGGACUGGCGGGACAGGGGCACGUGCAUCCUGUUUGGCGACGGCUGCGGCGCAGUGCUGCUGACUGCCGCGCCAGACGGGCAGCCGUGCGCGCUGCUGGGCGUCGACAUGCACAGCGACGGCGGCGGGCAGAAGAGCCUCAACGCGGUGUACAGCGGCGGCAGCGGCAAGCCCAUGCAGGAAGGCGACGGCGGCAGCGCGCACGCCAGCUACGGCAACGUGGCGAUGGCUGGCUCCGACGUGUUCAAGUUUGCAGUGCGCUCGGUCCCCGCGGUGCUGGAGGCCGCCCUCCAAAAAGCGGGGCUGCAGCCGUCAGAAGUUGACUGGCUGGUGAUGCACCAGGCCAACCAGCGCAUCAUGGACGCCGCGGCGCAGCGGCUCGGCAUGGCGCCCGAGCGGGUCGUGUCCAACCUCGCGGACUACGGCAACACCAGCGCCGCCAGCAUACCGCUGGCGCUGGACGAGGCCGUCCGCGCGGGGCGCAUCAAGGACGGCGACGUGCUGGCACUGGCGGGCUUUGGGGCCGGCCUCACGUGGGCCGGGGCCAUCGUGCGCUGGGGCGGCGGCGGCGGCGGCGGCGGCGGCGGCAGCGAGUGA
Molecule: messenger RNA, 837 nt
Organism: Monoraphidium neglectum
Lineage: Eukaryota; Viridiplantae; Chlorophyta; Chlorophyceae; Sphaeropleales; Selenastraceae
Product: 3-oxoacyl-[acyl-carrier-protein] synthase III
Exons: 5
Coding region: 1-837 (278 amino acids)
Biological process (GO): fatty acid biosynthetic process
Molecular function (GO): 3-oxoacyl-[acyl-carrier-protein] synthase activity
Source: RefSeq, a predicted model, not a curated record